Octodon degus (degu) is the source of this 987-nucleotide messenger RNA. It is a transcript of the gene Ebp, whose product is annotated as emopamil binding protein (sterol isomerase). The record is from RefSeq and is a predicted model, not a curated record. Gene Ontology annotation, cellular component: endoplasmic reticulum; membrane. Bases 16 to 882 code for a protein of 288 amino acids. Gene Ontology annotation, biological process: cholesterol biosynthetic process. The transcript has 5 exons. Gene Ontology annotation, molecular function: C-8 sterol isomerase activity; steroid Delta-isomerase activity; cholestenol delta-isomerase activity. Lineage: Eukaryota; Metazoa; Chordata; Mammalia; Rodentia; Octodontidae.
CAACCAACCAAGAAGAUGGCGCCAGGGGCAGUAGGCACACGGAGAGCUCCUAUUGGCUGGAGAUGCAUCUGCGCAUUGGCCCGUUCCUUUAAACAGGGGAUUUUUCUGCCGAGAGCCGCCCACAGCGUGGGAGCUCCUGGAAGUCGCUGUGGUAGCUCUGCCGCUCAGUCGCCAGACCAUAGAGACAUGGCCAGCACCAACACAGGCUCCUCGCACCCAUACUGGCCUCAGCACCUGAGGCUGGACCACUUUGUGCCUAAUGACCUUCCCUCCUGGUAUAUUGUGACUGCCCUGUUCACCGUCUUUGGGGUGAUCGUUGUGACCGCGUGGCUGUUGUCCAGUUUUGCUUCAGUUGUCCCACUGGGAAUAUGGCGGCGACUAUCCGUGUGCUGGUUUGCAGUGUGUGCAUUCGUCCAUAUGGUGAUUGAGGGCUGGUUCAUUCUCUACUAUGACACCAUUCUUGGAGACAAAUCCUUCUUAUCACAGCUCUGGAAAGAAUAUGCUAAGGGAGAUAGCCGAUACAUCAUUGAGGACAACUUUACCGUCUGUAUGGAGAGCAUCACAGCUUGCCUGUGGGGACCCCUGAGCGUGUGGGCAAUGAUCGCCUUCCUCCGCCAGCAGCCCUCCCGCUAUGUUCUGCAAUUGGUGAUCUCUUUGGGCCAAGUCUAUGGGGAUGUGCUGUACUUCCUGACAGAGUACCGCGAUGGAUUCCAACAUGGGGAGCUGGGCCACCCCAUCCAUUUCUGGUUUUAUUUCUUCUUCAUGAAUGCUAUAUGGCUGGUGAUACCUGGAGUCCUCAUGUUUGAUUCCAUGAAGCAGCUCUGUGGGGCCCAGAGUACACACGACACCAAGGUGAUGAAAGCCAAGCGCAAACAGAACUAAUGAAGGGGGCACAGGACCAGAAGAGGGGCAAGAGGUACUUCUGCCUGCCAGGAAAAUUCAGUCUUGCUCCCCCAGCUUGAGGGUCACUCAGGCUGAUGGUGCGUG